Octopus bimaculoides (California two-spot octopus) is the source of this 2573-nucleotide messenger RNA. RefSeq names its product negative elongation factor A. The record is from RefSeq and is a predicted model, not a curated record. Lineage: Eukaryota; Metazoa; Mollusca; Cephalopoda; Octopoda; Octopodidae. Gene Ontology annotation, cellular component: NELF complex. Gene Ontology annotation, biological process: negative regulation of transcription elongation by RNA polymerase II.
UUCAUUCACUGCAUAAGAGCGAAUUAAAAAUUUUAACGAAUCGGAAGUACUGUUUGUAUUUGCUCCCGCGCUUUUUUCACUAUGGCUUCUGGAGACACUGCAUUGUGGCUUCACAACAAAUUAGGUUCGACGGACGAUUUGUGGUCAGGCAAGACCAUCUGCUCUCAGCUGUCCCGGGACAAAUUACUGAGUAUCCAGGGAUGUUUCUACACGUUACAGCCUCACGUAAAAGUGAAAGUGAUGUUGUCGUUUCUUCAUUUGCCUCGGAGAAAUGUAGAAGAGUGGCAAAAAGAAAUGGAAGAAAUACUAACAAUAGCAUCAGGUGACAGUGACCACUGGGUUUCGACUGUUGCAGAAAUUCUACAGACGUUCCCAGAGACCGGUGCCCUCAAACUUGAUCUGGAGAACAACAGUGCAUUUGCUGAAAUUCUUGCAGACUUGAAGAAAGUCGUACGGAAGAAUGUCGAUAACCGAAUGUUGCCGAUAGAAUGUCAGUUCCUGAACAAGACAGCUCUGCUUUCUGUGGCCGGCCAAUUACCUCAACCUGUGAAACAUUUUGCCCUGAAACGAAAACCCAAGUCUGCUACCUUAAGGGCAGAGUUGCUGCAGAAAUCCACUGAAGUUGCCAACAAUCGUAAAAAUAACGUGAAUAAUACAGUUCCUGUCAAAGUGAGGAAUUUUUCCAAAAAACUCGAUGAUCCAACAUUUACAAAGACCACACCAACCAAUAACCGAAGUCCUUCCUCAGCCAAUCCCCUGACAGUUGCGGGAACUCCUGGCACUCCUUCCACACCAACUUCUACAACACCAUCAACAAGCAACUGCUUCCUCUCUGCUAGCACUGGUCUCAGUCGGAGCAGCAGCCUCACUCCUCGUGCCACUGCCUCGACAGGAAGUCUACGAGGCAAAGAGGGUGGCAUCAAGCUUAUAGAAAUUGCUGAACAGCCUGUUGGGGCAAAAGAAGCGAAACGACGGAAGAAGAUUGCCGAUCAAGAGGCUAUUGGUCAGCAGAAGAAAGAAAAGGAAACAGCAACAGCAGCGACAUCAACUGUGGAAACCACAACGUCUUACACACCAGAUUACGCUGUUGGUUUGGUGACACCCGCUCUAGCGAAAUUACCUACUCCUGUCGGUGUUACUUCCACAAACAGUUUAUCUACAACCACACCCACAUAUGUUCCAACCACCAAUGCUUGGUCGCCAGUUGGACCUACUAUCCUAUCAGUGACCAACACCUCCAGCAGCACGACUCCACAGGAAUUGAUUAUAACCAUGUGUGUAUCUGUGUCUUGUUAUUGUUGUUUCUUAAUGUUACCAUUUUUACGAUUCCAAAUUGGUUGUCUUUUGCAGAAAGAACAUGUUUCUGAAGCCAAGGAAAUGUUCAGCACAUCCAAUAAAGUGACUCGACCAGAGAAGGCAUUGAUCCUAGCGUUUAUGGCAGGAUCGCGAGUUAACCCGUGUCCUGAGCAAGGAGACAUCAUUAGUAUACGCCUCAGUGAAAACGAGGAGAUUCGAGCACAACCAGAAGGAACAAAGAAGGUUACCGUGGAGACUUUCUUCCAAAUGAACUAUGUCACCGGUGAAUGGAAACGUGUUAGUAAAACACACUAAAUUAAACUCGUUAGGAGAGAAACAGAGAGAGAGAGAGAUUGAGUGAGAGAGUGAGAGAGAGUAACCAAACAACCAACCGAUGGAUUGAUAAAAUAAAGAAAUAAUGAUAAUAAAGAAAAGAAAGAUGUAUAAAUUAUUUAAUGAGACUACUUACAAAGCAACAAACAGUGACACAUCCUAAGCUUGUUUGCACACACACACACACACACACACACAUACACAUACACAUGCACAUUCAUUCAACAGCAUGCAUGGUGGGACUGAAUAUAAGAUUUAUCAGGCUUCUACAACAUGCUGAUCCUAAUCUCCCCUGUGUACGAGGACAUGAAGAGGAUUGUAGGCAAAAGUUUGCCUUCCCUUUCUCGUUCUAUUAUAACACAUACAUACAUACGGGAACACACACACACAUAUACCCAUCCAUAUGUAUACUGUGUCUCAUACAUGUGUGUGUGUGUGUGUGGAUAUAUACAUAUGCUUGUCUACUGUUUUAUAUAUAUAUACCAUCAGAUUGGAGCCUAGUGUAGCCAUCUGGUUCGCCAACCUCAGUCAAAUCAUCCAACCCAUGCUAGCAUGGAAAGCAGACGUUAAACGAUGAUGAUGAUGGUAGAUAUACAUACACCUACGCACACAUACAGGUAUGCAUAUAUGUGUGUGUGUGUCUAUAGCUAGAGAGAGAGACAUACACCUUAUGUAUGAAUACAUGUUGAAUGAUGAUAAUGACGAAUUAUGGGUACAUGUAUGUGUGUGUAUAUAUAUAUAUAUAUAUAUAUAUAUGAUGUAUGUGUGUGUUUCACAUACAUACAUUAUAUUUAUAUAUAUAUGAUUUUUUUAUACAGUUUACAAAAGAAUAACUUGUUGGUUCAUGCAUUCGAGACACAACAAUGAUUUGGCAGAUUUAUGUAGCAUAAAACUACUGGUAGCUCUUUUGUAAAUUGUGUAGACUAAAUGAUAUUUAUCUCUCA